AUCUCAAAAUCAUCAUCAUCAUUAAAAUUGUCAUCGAUUUUUCAGAAAAUUUUUUAUUAUUGUUGUUGUUGUUGUAUGAUUGGAUAGAGGUAAAACCAUAAGAAACACUAAAAAAUUUUCUAUCAAAAUCCAUCAUCAACAACAACAAAAACAAAAUCUCAACGCCGAUAACAACAGAAAACACACACACACGUGUAAAUACAAUAAACGGCCAUGUCGGCCGACGAUGAACGGAUACAAAUCAGCGAUGAAUUGGUUAAUCGUUUGAAAAAUUAUAUGAAUGAUCCAAUGUAUAAAGAAGCUGUGGAAAAUUCAUCAACAUACAAUGAACGAUUGGUGAAAGAAAGAAAAUUACGUUUGCCAUUUAUCGACGCUCAAACUGGUGUUGCUCAGAGUGACUGUUAUAUAUGGUCCUCGAAACUGGAUCGUAUGCCAGGCUAUCAUUCAGCCCAAUUAUAUUCAUAUCCGGCACGAAGAUGGCGAAAGAAACGUAGACAAUAUUUAUUGAAUGAUAAUUAUCCAACAACAAAUACGAUUAAAGAACAUUCGGAAACAAAUUCAAAUGAUGCAGCUAUUGCUGCGGCAAUGGCUGGCCAAAUUGGUCCAAACGGUGUUGGUGUUUCAAAUCCAGAUGUUUCAACAAUUAAUAUGAAUGCAACGAAUUAUACAAAUAAUAAUACAAAUACAAAUAUUGUACAAAAUGGCAAUUGUCUAUCAAUAAGCAACAAUACAAAUUCCAAUUCUGCCUUGAAUGAUAUGUUUGAUGAUUCAAAAGAUUCAUGGCUACGUUAUGAUGAUGAUGGUAGUGAUCUGCCUGAUGCAGGUGAAUUAGAUGAUCCAGAAUCUGAUUAUGAGGAUUAUGAAGAAUAUAGUUCAAGGAAAAAGAAAUCAAAACGUAAAGAAACGACAACAACAACAUCAUCAUCAUCAUCAACAACAACGACACCAACAUUGAAAAAGAAACGUUCCGAAUAUACGGAUUCAGAAAAACCGUAUCAAUGUGAAUUGUGUGGUGCACGUUAUAAAACACGUCCAGGAUUAUCCUAUCAUUAUUCACAUAGUCAUCAUGAGAAUAAUAAUACAACUAAUAAUUCUAAUAAUUCUAAUUCUAAUAAUAAUAAUAGUAAUGGUGCAUUAUCAUCAUCCGGUAAUGGUUCAUUGAUAGCUGAUGAGGAUUCCAAUUUUUUUGGAUCAUCAACAUCGACAACAACCAUACCGAAUGCAAAAUCAAAUAUGCAACCACAAAAUCAGCAAAUAAUAGCUGGAAAUCAUCAUCAUCAACCUCAUCUUCAUCAUCAUCAUCCACAUUUACAUCAUAGUAUUCAGUCUUCAAAUACUAAUCAUUCAACAUCCAGUCAUCAUCAUCAUCCUCAUUCUCAUUUACAUCAUUCAUUGAAUUCACAAUCACCAAUACCGAUGAUUGGAACGAAUCAUUUGCCAAAUAAUUCAUCAUCGACGUCAUCAUCACCAUCGGUAUCGGCAACACGUGGACAAAUCAAUCAAUCAUCGGAUGAUAAUCUAAAAGAUAGAAAAGAUAAUAAUAAACAAAAAUCAACGACAUCAUCACCAUCAAAAAGAGCAUCACCAUCAAAUUAUUGUGAUUUUUGUUUGGGCGAUUCGAAUGAAAAUAAAAAAACACAAGAAGCAGAAGAUCUUGUAUCAUGUUCGGAUUGUGGACGAUCAGCACAUCCAUCUUGUUUACAAUUUACACCAACAAUGAUAUUAUCAGUGAAAAAAUAUCGUUGGCAAUGUAUUGAAUGUAAAUCCUGUGGUAUUUGUGGUACAUCCGAUAAUGAUGAUCAAUUACUUUUCUGCGAUGAUUGUGAUCGUGGUUAUCAUAUGUAUUGCCUAAAACCACCAUUAACUGAACCACCGGAAGGUUCAUGGAGUUGCCAAAUUUGUAUAGAAGAAUAUCAUAUGCCUAAAUCGACAACGGCAACAUCAUUAUUAUCUUCGACAACAACAACGAAGACGAAUAUCCCAUCAUCAACGACAUCAGCAGCAGCAGCAGUAGCAUCAUCAACAACAACAACAACAUUGCCGACAAUAAACGCCACUAAUAAAGUUGAAAUCAAAUAAAAACGAAUGACAACAAUUAAACACAAACAGACUAUUGUUAUUCAAUUCAACUACAUCAAAAAUAAUCUUAUUGAUUGA
Dermatophagoides pteronyssinus (European house dust mite) is the source of this 2157-nucleotide messenger RNA. RefSeq names its product double PHD fingers d4 (gene d4). Gene Ontology annotation, biological process: nervous system development. Gene Ontology annotation, cellular component: nBAF complex. Lineage: Eukaryota; Metazoa; Arthropoda; Arachnida; Sarcoptiformes; Pyroglyphidae. The record is from RefSeq and is a predicted model, not a curated record.